Messenger RNA from Prunus armeniaca (apricot), 240 nucleotides. NCBI's taxonomy places the organism in Eukaryota, Viridiplantae, Streptophyta, Magnoliopsida, Rosales, Rosaceae. The record is from the annotation of a GenBank genome assembly.
AUGCCUCCAGAAUUUGUUAGUGACCAUGAGAGGCAUGUUGACAUUGAACCGGUUGUGCCCACCUUUGAGGACAGGACGGGUUGCUCACCGAAGGUUGUCCUUGGCCUUCCUGCUACCAUUACUGACACUGUGCAGACUGUCGGCAAGCUGCUGGCAAUGCUGCCUCCUACUCCUCCUAGCCUAGGCACAUCCGGCACAGUUUUCGGCACCUCUCCACAGCUUCCAGCAGUACUGCCUUGA